AUGCAAUGUUCCUGGAAGGCUGUGAUUCUCCUCGGCCUGGCGUCCAUCGCGAUCCAGUACACGGCGAUCAGGACGUUCACAUCUGAGCCCUUUCAGAUCUGCCCCGUGCCCAGCUUGGUAAACUGCAGCCUGGCUCAGGAAACGGAGACUUUUGACCGGUUUUGCGAUGACUUCCCUUAUUUCCCGUACAAUGCCUCCAGAGCGAAGACUCACAUUCUGAUUCUGGCCACAACUCGCAGCGGCUCGUCUUUCGCCGGCCAGCUCUUCAACCAGCACACGGACGUGUUCUAUUUAUUCGAGCCACUCUAUCACGUCCAGAACGCCCUGCUUCCUCACCUCACUCACAGCAGGUACGCGAUAGACCGCAGGGUGAUGCUUGGAGCAAGUCGCGACCUUUUGCGCAGCUUAUACCACUGCGACCUGUAUUUCUUAGAGAGCUACAUCAAACCUCUGCCUGCAAAUCACACCACGGAUAAGCUUUUCCGGCGAGGAGCGAGUCGUGCGCUUUGCCUGCCGCCCGCCUGUGACGCCUUCAACCUCAAUGAGGUGACUAUAGAGGAGGGGGAUUGUGUGAGGAAGUGCACCCUCCUCAACCUGACCCUGGCGGCCGAGUCUUGCCGAGAAAGACGACAUGUGGCGAUCAAGACGGUGCGAAUCCCUGAAGUAGGCGAUCUCCGAGCUCUAGUGGAGGAUCCACGGCUCAACCUUAAGGUCGUCCAUCUGGUUAGGGACCCACGAGGCAUCUUGGCAUCGAGGAUCGAGACUUUUAGAGACACCUAUCGCCUCUGGAGGAUCUGGAGGGCCACCGGGCGCAAACCGUACAACCUCGACCUGAGCCAGAUCACCACAGUGUGUGACGACAUCUUGCAUUCCAUCAACACGGGCUCCGAGCGUCCAGCAUGGCUUCGUGGCCGCUACAUGUUGGUGCGCUACGAGGAUUUAGCGCGGCGGCCCCUCCAAAAGACCCGCGAGAUCUACGACUUCCUUGGAUUGACCAUAGAUAAAGGAGUGGAGGAGUGGAUUCGAAAUAACACCAGGGGAAGCAACGACAGUAUGGCGAAGCAUAAAUACGGUACUCUGAGGGACUCGGCCGCCAACGCCGAGAGCUGGAGGCUCAAGCUCUCGCACGACAUAGUCGAAUACACACAGACGGUGUGUCAGCAGGUUUUAGAGGAGCUGGGCUACAGAGUUGUGAACUCGCCCGAGGAGCUCAAGAACUUGUCCCUUUCAUUGAUUGAAGACAAGACCUUUGCACCUUUUUUGUAGCGAGCGAUCACGACUACAACUAUUUUUCUACACUUCAACUGUUGCCUUAAAUUCGACACGUUUUGCACUAUGGACUUGGCUAGCAGUCACACAGUACGAACAGCACAAAAACAAACAAAAACCAAAAGAUUCACUUCAGCCUGGAGUCGACUUGAGGAAGAAAAUGCCAGACGCGCUCAUUAUGUUUUUGUCUCUAUGAAGUCCCUGUAUUCAACCCAUUGCUUUGUUAAAGGUGAAUGUUUGUGGAUGGAGAACACAGAAACACAUCCAUGUGCUAAACACAGAGGUCUGAAAUGGUAACACCAUGCAAUAAACCUGUGAAUGUUGCAGUCUCAUUUUCUCAGCAUUUCCUCACUUACUACUCUCUCAAAAUAUAACACCAAAGUUCACUUUACUGUAU
Hemibagrus wyckioides is the source of this 1666-nucleotide messenger RNA. It is a transcript of the gene chst1, whose product is annotated as carbohydrate (keratan sulfate Gal-6) sulfotransferase 1. Gene Ontology annotation, cellular component: Golgi membrane. Gene Ontology annotation, molecular function: N-acetylglucosamine 6-O-sulfotransferase activity; keratan sulfotransferase activity. Bases 1 to 1266 code for a protein of 421 amino acids. The record is from RefSeq and is a predicted model, not a curated record. Gene Ontology annotation, biological process: N-acetylglucosamine metabolic process; carbohydrate metabolic process; keratan sulfate proteoglycan metabolic process. The transcript has a single exon. Lineage: Eukaryota; Metazoa; Chordata; Actinopteri; Siluriformes; Bagridae.